GAGAGAUCUGUGGAAAGACUAGGCUCCUCUUCUUGGGAUGCAUAUACCUAGCCUCCUUCAAGGUUAAGUCGCCGUAGUUUAUCCGCCUUAUCUUAUCAGGUCGUCAAGAAAUGCGGACCUUAGCUCCCGCAACGGUCCACAACAGCUCCGGUACGCAGGCACGUAAGCAUCAUUGUGUACCUGAUGUACGUACCUACAAGGUACCUAGCUCUUUUAUUGUGCAACUUGACAUCACAGCAACUUUUCAUUCGGCUAUUUUAUGCGAAUACAAACUUCCUACCUAGACACACUUCUACAUUAUUCUCUUCCUUGAUUAAGUAACUCUGGAUCUGUCUAAGCUACGUAGAUAAUACAAGCUACAGCCAACACCUUGCCUUGUCCGGGCAAGCUUAAUUGAAAGAUGAGUGGCGGAUGGAAUACCAUUGAGUCGGAUGCUGGUGUCUUUACGUUUCUUCUCAACAAUCUGGGCGUCCAGGAUGUGCAGUUCGAAGAGCUGCUCACGCUAGAUCCGGAGGCGAUAGCCGAGCUCUACCCAGUCUACGGCGUUAUCUUUCUCUUCAAGUAUCCGACGGACACACCGUACACGUCGACCGACAAACCGCUCGACGGUGCCUUCGACCGCGACGCCGCCGAGAACUUGUGGUUCGCGGCGCAGACGAUACAGAAUGCGUGCGGGACGCAGGCGCUUCUAAGCAUGCUGAUGAACAGAGAGGAUAGCGAGGUAGAUAUCGGCGAGAAGCUAAGGGAGUUCAAAGAGUUCACGAUGGCGCUGCCGCCGGAGUUCAGGGGCGAGGCGCUGAGCAACAGCGAGCUGAUCCGCGACGCGCACAACAGCUUCGCCAAGAGCAGCCCGUUCGUGGACGAGACGCAGCGGCAGGGGGGCGAGGCGGAGGACGCGUUCCACUUCGUCGCGUACACGCCGAUCAACGGGACGCUGUACGAGCUGGACGGCCUGCAGCCGGCGCCGAUCACGCACGGCGCGUGCGCGUCGGCGGAGGACUUCCCCGCCAAGGUCAGCGCGGUCCUGCAGCGCCGCGUCGCGCGCUACGACCUCUCGGAGAUCCGGUUCAACCUCCUGGCGAUGGUGCGCGACCGGCGCGUCGCGGCGCGCGAGAUGGGCGACGCGGAGGCGCUGGCGCGGGAGGAGCGGAAGAGGCGCGACUGGCAGUUCGAGAACGCGCUUCGGAGACACAAUUUCGUCGGGUUCGCGGGUGCGGUGCUGAAGGGGGUUGUGGAGACGAAGAUGAGGGAGGGAGGCGAGGAGGCGUAUGCGCGCUGGGUCGAGGACGCGAAGGCGAAGACGAGGCUGAGGCUUGAGGGUAGGAAGAAAGGGGGCGGUGGGGACGUGGAGAUGGAAGGUUAGGGGUUAGGGGCUGGGAGAUGGGUUUGAUAAUGGGGUUUCCCCAUCGUGAGGUCUUGCGCCAGAGGCGGCGGAGACCUAGCAUAGUGUGUUCUUGGCGGCCUUGCCUGUUUGUGGAUGGCAUGGGAUAGAGACUACGUCUUAGAGCUAUGAAUUACGGUACACAAUGUAUCGGGCGGUAACAAUGCUAUUGCGGAUUUCAGGCGCGGAAUGUGCUCAACGCGAAGUCAUCAUUGUACCUCUUACGAAUACUCAUUAACCGAGCAUCUAACUACACAUGUCCUUGUAAUAAAGCUCCGACUUAGGAGCUCUGGAUAUGGAUCUCGAGAGUGGAACCUAGAGGAAAACUCCCAUAUGGAACAGGGAGAUACCUAGCGUAUAUCAUUUCCAUUCGGCUCGGUUCCUGGUCCAUUUACUGUCCCACCCCGUCCGUUCGAUGCGACUGGGUACCGAGGGACCCCUCCGGGUGUGGCCGUCACAUCGCUGGCUGCAUUGGGGUCGCAAACAAGCUGAUAAUUAAAGUUAGAUCCUAUGUAUUCCGCAAGGCACCAG
Messenger RNA from Annulohypoxylon truncatum, 1912 nucleotides. Its product is annotated as ubiquitinyl hydrolase. Gene Ontology annotation, biological process: protein deubiquitination; ubiquitin-dependent protein catabolic process. The transcript is spliced from 4 exons. Gene Ontology annotation, cellular component: cytoplasm. Bases 401 to 1363 code for a protein of 320 amino acids. Gene Ontology annotation, molecular function: cysteine-type deubiquitinase activity. The record is from RefSeq and is a predicted model, not a curated record. NCBI's taxonomy places the organism in Eukaryota, Fungi, Ascomycota, Sordariomycetes, Xylariales, Hypoxylaceae.